CUUCCUAUCUCUUAUCUUCCCUUCUUGCCCCCUUUCCUCGCGCCAUAUUUUGUUGCAGCAGCACCUGACAUUAUUCUUUCGAUGUGUGCUGGCCAUAAUCUCACAGUUAGUAUAGGAAUAAGCGUGCGUAAAAUGAACCCUACCCCUUUAUGUAUUUUUGAAAACAAAAACACGGUGAUUUUUUUGUGAUAUCGUUUUAUUGAUGGUGUAAUUUGGGUGUUCCGUAUUCAUUCUAUCGUCUUCAAUAGUUUGAGUUGUUCCGGUUGUAAAGAAUCGAGUUGGUACAAAUGGACGACUAUAAUCCGACCGAAUUACGUUCACUAGCCGCGGAAUUUGCAUGUAUUCAAUUGGUGCACCAAUGGGCCAGCGGUGAAAUGCCAGCAAUCGAUAUUUGGAAAAAGGAAGAAGACGACGAUACGUGCCCGGAUCACGAAUGGUUUAUUCGGCAAAUGAAAGAAAUGCAGCUACCCGCCAGCCCAGUGAUCCCGAAUUUAGUUCGAGAUCAAAUCGAAUACCAUAUGACGUCGAUUUUGAAGCAGGUUACUGACUGGAUCCGUUACCAUCAUCGUAAAAAUUUCUUCCACGAUGAUCCGGCAUCUCCGUUGAAAGAAUACGUGCUUAAAUUGAUAUGGAAACCGAAUCGAUCGAUCGACUACGAAGCUACAGCGAAAAACGUUUUGAACAGCACAAAUUUCAACGGGAUGGAGAAGUAUAGAUUCGCUUGCACGUAUUGUUUCCCAGAAGAUGUGCGAAAUUUGAAAGAUAUGGCGAAGGUAGCGAUAGAUUGGUGUUUCGAAGAAGAACCUUUGCUGGUUUAUUGGAGUAAAUACUUGACCGAUCAGUUGCAUACGAUAACUUUACCGGCGAACGAUUCAAUCGAGGAGAUCAUGUUUGCUAAAGCUCUGAAUAAAUACGAUCUUUGGCAGCCCAUAAAGUACUUUUUUGGAAAAUUGAACUCCAGCGCUAGAUUAUCGCAGUGUGACAACGUUUUCUUGCACAAAGAAGGAAAAUAUCAAAAAGAACUGCUGGCUUUACUGAAUGAAUGCGAGAAAAGUUCCGUGUACCAGGCUAAUAUGGUACAAAUCAUUCAAAAUUAUUACCUGGUGUUGGACGACUUCGAAAGUGUUCGACUGAUUUAUAUCGAAAUGAAAGACAAGUGGAGUUUCGAGGAUUUGAGUCUAAUUAUCGAUGAAACGGCGUUCUGGUCGAUGGUAUCUCCUCGACUUUUCAACGCACUGACACCGUUUUUGAUCGAAAUUUGGAAGGAUGUCAGCGAUGAGGAUAAACGUCGUGUAAUCUCAACUGGCUUGCGAUCACGUAUCGCCAAAAAAUGGAACGAUUUGAUUAUGGAUCACGGGAAGUAUUAUUACAACAAUAGAAACCUAUUCCGCAAUCCUAUGGUGUUUAUUUGUGCCUUGGCUGAAGCGCACGAACCACUAAAUUUCCUUCAGUCGAAUUUUUAUUGGCUGGUUGUCUGGCAACCAGCGGCUUCUAUAAUUGAACUAAUCGACGAAUUUCAAUUCAAUGCCGAGGAUGUUGCGGAAUUAUAGAAGGAUUUGUAUCGUUUUGCUACUCCGGUAUUUUAGUUAUUUUGCCAUUUUGAUGCUAAUACGGAACUCAGCCUGGUGUUGUCGAAAAGGUAGUCGAUCGGUUGAAUUUUUGAAGUUGUUGGUAAUAUUGUAAAAUGUGUAGUUUUUUUGUCUGUGAUUAGUGUGAUUCUAAAUUUAAAAAAAAAAAAAAUUUAUAAGUAUCUUAACCAAUUCAAUUACCGUAGUAAAUUUGCGAUGUGUUUGCUGGAAGUGUGCUUUAUUUUUCAGAAUUUUUCAAUGAGUCGACUUACUGAAAUUAAUUUUAAAAACGUUAAAAUAUCAUUAAAAUCAUCGAAAUGCGAUAAAAUUUCAUUAAAUUUUACAUUCCAGAACGUCUUUAAAAACAAUAAAUGUCAAAAAACUAUGAAAAACUGUUCAACAUGUUUACAUUUUGCGAGAUUCAAUGAAACUUGAUAAAAAAAAACUGCACAAAUCAUAGUUAGGUAAACAUCAGAAUUUAGCGAAAUUUGGCGAAAAUCUGAUAAAACAUCAUUAAAACAUGUGAAAAUAUCACAAAACAAGCAGUAAAAUAAUUUUCAGAUUACCUACCUAUCAAAAAACUCGUAAAAUUUAAAAAAAUUGACACAAAUUGCUUACCUAAAUCGUGGAUAACAAAAACUUACGGAAAUCAUUUAAAAACGUAAGUAAUAUCAUUAAAAUCAUUGAAAAUCAUCAAAAUCUGAUGAAAUAUCUUCAAAAUUUACAAACCAGAACGACUUCAAAAAUAUGCAUACUUACUAAAAUUUUCAGUAAAGCUCAUUUUUUUGUUGAAAAUUGUUAAAAAUUCCUGUGUUCUGCUGAAAUUGGCGAUGUCUUGAAAAUUAGCGGAAAAAAAGUCUCGCCUUGAGUUAAAUUUAUCGAAAUGUUUCGUCUUUUGUCGAAAAUUGCUUAUUUGCGCUUUUUUGCAAAAAUUCCAAAAUAUUACAGUUUUUUAAAAAAAAUAAAAAUUAAAUUGCCCAAAAAUCUCGUUUUUUUCAUCAAGUUGCUUGAAAGUAUGUCUUUUGCUAAAAUUGUCAAGAUCUUGCUUUUUCCCAAAGAUUAAGAAAUUGACUUUUACCAUUAAUAUUGAUAUCAUCAGAUUUAAUUUUUCCACGAUUAAAUAAUUUUAGAUUUUGAUUAUUAAUUCCAUCUCUUAUUUUAAUAAUAUUGAAUAUAAUUUUAUCAAAUGAUAUUAAUACUGGUUGAACGAAUUGCAAAAAGGUCUUGAUAUCUAUACUCGAUAAAAAUUUUAAUUUUUUCAAAAACUGCUGGAAAUGUUCACUUUAUCUCGCCGAAUUGACUAGAAAUUACCCAAAGCUUUCACUUUU
Planococcus citri (citrus mealybug) is the source of this 2896-nucleotide messenger RNA. RefSeq lists its product as uncharacterized. NCBI's taxonomy places the organism in Eukaryota, Metazoa, Arthropoda, Insecta, Hemiptera, Pseudococcidae. The transcript has 2 exons. The record is from RefSeq and is a predicted model, not a curated record. Bases 288 to 1550 code for a protein of 420 amino acids.